This is a messenger RNA of Phytophthora nicotianae INRA-310, 384 nucleotides long. RefSeq lists its product as hypothetical. The coding region runs from base 1 to 384 and encodes 127 amino acids. The transcript has a single exon. NCBI's taxonomy places the organism in Eukaryota, Oomycota, Peronosporomycetes, Peronosporales, Peronosporaceae. The record is from RefSeq and is a predicted model, not a curated record.
AUGAGCAACGACCCCAACUAUCCUUUCUUAAGCAGCCGCCAAGUGCACCACUGUGCUGCCCAACAGCCAUACAAGUCUCGCCGAGGCAAAAUGCCUCGAGCACGCAGCGGUUCCAUCUCGAUCUCGUCGCUCAGUGCAUUGCCGGCGUCUCCAGUGAACCGGUUUGCGCAGUCCAUGGGCCCCGAGCGACCCAAGCCGACGAACGAAGGCGUCUGGACUCGACACACUACGCCAGCGAUGUCCACUCGACGUGGUGACUUCGUCUUCGAUGAUUCGUGGGACUUUUCGUACGCAGCAAAGUCCAACCGACGCAGCGUGUGGCAACGAAUCGCCGAAAAUGUCGACAAGUGCGUCUUCCGCGUCAUGAGCAAGUUCUACAAGUGA